GAAUUUUUCUUCUCACAGCUGAGUGCAACAAGCACAGCAACAUUAAAUGUAACAUGCCUCAGACGCAAAAAAUGAUGCAUAAUCUCGCGUCUCAUGAAAAUACUUAAUUUUUAGACGAAUUUGAAUGUCGCGCUUCUUGACCAACAGCAAUGUUUUCGCUUACGGUCGCAACCGUUGCUAGCUAUUUUCAUGUUAGCUAUAUCAAUGAAUAAAUGAUUCUUUAUUUUUUAAAGUCAAUUAAUAUCACGAUUUUUCCUUUAAUUACAAUGCUUAAUCAUUGUUAACUUGAAACAUUUUUUAGUCAUCUUCAAGCAACAUACAAGUAAAUUGUUUCAUUUAAAUAUGAAUCUUACAUCAAUCAUGGAGAUGACAUGUUUCUCAUGUCAAUCAGUAAUGGACGAUGAAAAUUUAUUCAUGAUUCAUAAAUGUUACGCCUUAUAUUGCACCAAAUGUUCAGCCAGUACAACAUGUUCCCAGUGUGAUAAGGCCAUGAACGAUGAUUCAUUUGUCCAGAUACCAUCAAUAUCGAAAUGCUUCUAUCAUUUUGACUGUGAAUCUUUCUCGGAUGGCUUUUGUAGCUGUGUUGGCAAAAAUUUAUGCGAAAGGCACAUAACUCAAGUACAUAGAGACAUUGUUAAAAUGCCAUGUAAACCUGUCUAUCACGAUUCUAUAAUGAAAAAGCCAACAUGUGAUUCAUGUGAAUUAAUGAAAGCAAAAUAUAAAGUAAAAGAGAACAAUCUACAAGUUUGUAUCAACUGUGCCGCUAAAUUGGAUGAUGCAACUUUAAUGGAAAUAAUGACUGAAUCAAAGGAGAUUCAUGAUACAUUGGAACACGAAACAAAAGCAACGACAUGUUUAUUGAGAUCCAUGGAAGCUGAAUAUAGCUGUUUACGGUCAUCUUUGACUGAUGAUCGGUCGCGUUUAGAUGCAACACUCAAUCCAAUUUUAAGAUAUUUCAAUGAAAAAUUACAAAAGAAUCAAGAUACAAUUGAUCAAAUGGAAUCAAAACUCAAUGAAUCAAUCAUCAAGCUGGAAAGAUAUAAUGAAAAGAAAGACAUAAUAUCACGUAUCAUUGAAUAUCUAAUGAAAUCGAAUAUUGACAAUCUAGAUGACAUAAUGCAACAAGCUUACUCGUGGGUCAAAAGCCUUACAAAUGAUGUAAAAAGCCUAAAUCUAACAUUACCAUGUAAUCCCAUCAAGAUUAUCGGCUCGAUUGAUGAUUUAAGUAAACCUGAUACACGUUUAACUAUUUACAUUGGCCAUGAUGAAAUUCAUGAUUCGUUUUCCAGUCACUCAAAUCAUGGACUGACCGAUGAUAAUUCAUUAACUGAUUAUGCCGAAUCAACCACAAAAAGAAGACGAUCAGGGAAUACUUCCGACGAAAUAACACUCGAUGCUUCAUUUGUUUCAGCGAAUUCACUGAAUCUCAACCAAGGAUAUGAUGAUACUUGGAUUGAUAAAGAAUAUCAUGAAUUACGAAUCACUCAUGUUAGAGAUCCAUUUUGGAUUUAUAUCGAGAAAAAAGAAAUGAAAGAACAAAGAACAAUGAUUCUUGAUAUAUGUUCAAAGCUCAAAGAUGAUGACUUAAUUGACAUUGAGGCAGUUCGAGAGGGUGAUGUUGUAAUAGUGAAAGAUCACCCAUCAUUCAGAGAUCCCAUAAAACGUGCGCAAGUUUCAUUCUUCAAUUAUGCAAGACAAAAAUACAAAGUAAAAUUAUUGGACUUCGGUAAUAGCAUUGAAAUUGAAAAGAAACAAAUGUUUCAAUGUGUUCAUGACAUACUCAAAUAUGAAACUACAGUAUUUCGAGCUAAACUCAUUGGAGUGAAACCAGUAUCAGGAUCAUUUUUUUUGACAACAAAUAAGAAUAAUUCAAAGUAUUUCAUUACAAGAUCUCUCGUUCCACAAAAUGAUACAGCUUUAGUUCGGAGAUUCACGUCCGAUUCAGACUCAUUUUUCUGUGCAAUCAAGUCAAUUAUCAAUGGCGCAUCAAUUGACUGGUCUGUUGCUCUCGUAGACGCUAAAUUAGCAAUGAUGUAUAACGAUGAGAAUAAUUCACCAUUAUGUUUUUUUGAAUCUAAUAAUUAUUGUUACUUGUAUCAUUUUUAUGAUAAAUGCAAUGGAUUCUGUGGACGUUGGCAUUCUUGCUCAUUUUGCAAGAAACAACACACUCUCAAAUCAUGUCGUUCUUUGGUUGAACAUGAAAAAACUUUGUAAGAAAUACGUUGCAUAAUCAUGACGCAAAUUUUAUUGAUGGUUCAAUUAUCAAUUUUUUUUUCAUUUCAUAUAUCAUAACAUUCAUUGAUUCAUGUAAUUCAUAAAACUUUUCAUUAUCAUCAAUUGUAUCGUAAACAUGAAUAUGUUUCAAUGUAAUCAUUAAAUCUGUUUCUUUAUCAGAGCUUUUCAAUA
Tetranychus urticae (two-spotted spider mite) is the source of this 2406-nucleotide messenger RNA. Lineage: Eukaryota; Metazoa; Arthropoda; Arachnida; Trombidiformes; Tetranychidae. The record is from RefSeq and is a predicted model, not a curated record.